Molecule: messenger RNA, 606 nt
Organism: Vicia faba (fava bean)
Lineage: Eukaryota; Viridiplantae; Streptophyta; Magnoliopsida; Fabales; Fabaceae
Source: the annotation of a GenBank genome assembly
AUGUGGCCUGCUACUCUUACUUGUACCCCUAACCCUUCCUUCUUCCUAUUCCUUCCCUCUAACAACAGACCCACUCCCCGCCGCUUCCUCCACCUCUCCCGCUCUUCUCCUCCCGAUUUCAACGGUUGGGCCCUCCUUGACACACCCGCCCACGCCACAUCGUCCAACAUUCCAACCCCCAAUCCCGCCCUAGUAGCUCUUGGAACUUCCCUCGCUCUCAUGCUUGCCUGUUUCUCCUUAUCUAGAAAAGGUUUCAAUAUUCAAUUCACAAGCCCCUUGCAACAAAUGUGGAGUACAAUUACUAAUCCUCCAGGUGAUCCAGACCAAGCUGUGGAGUUUUACCAAUCCAAUGAGACCACCAUAGAAUCUCUUACGGAAACUGAAGCUACUGAAAAGCCAGCACGAGUCACUAUCCCCAUUUCAGUGGAUUCCACCCAAGAAGAAGCAUUGUCAGUCUUAAAGAAGUUGAAGAUAAUUGAAGAUGAUGUGGACGCUAAUGAAUUGUGUACCAGAAGAGAAUUUGCUCGAUGGCUUGUUAAAUUAAAUUCGUCUCUGGAAAGGUUAGUUCCUGUGCAUCGUGCACGUAACUUCAUUUUCAGGAAUUGA